Messenger RNA from Diachasmimorpha longicaudata, 8441 nucleotides. RefSeq lists its product as uncharacterized. Gene Ontology annotation, molecular function: RNA binding; RNA helicase activity; ATP binding. The transcript has 3 exons. Gene Ontology annotation, cellular component: nucleus; cytoplasm; ribonucleoprotein complex. Lineage: Eukaryota; Metazoa; Arthropoda; Insecta; Hymenoptera; Braconidae. The coding region runs from base 263 to 2386 and encodes 707 amino acids. The record is from RefSeq and is a predicted model, not a curated record.
AUUGGCCCACUUCCAUCACGUGACUCUCCCCACCGACUGGAGAGCGAUCUGGUGAGUGGGGAUGGCGAGGAUCAGCGAGGUUUUGCCCAGUCGCCCGUUUCCGUCUUCCCAGCGCCUGUUAGCCAUUGUCGUCUCUGUACCGGGUUUUCAGGGUUUGAUUGGGCACAAGAGCGAACGUCGUGACUUCGGUAUUUAAAGUCGAAAGAAUAUUGUCCGGGUGGAUUUUUUACGACGAAGGGGUGAACUCAACAGCUGUACAAUCAUGUUUGGCAACGGAUAUUCCAAUCAAACUUCUUACAGACCCCGGCAAAACAGGGAAUAUGGCAACAGGGGCGUGGGUGGGACGUACUGGAACAGCCAGCAACACCACCAACAAAAUCAUCAGCCGAGCCCCCAGUCCCAGAACACCUACAACAUGAAGAAAAAUCCGAAUCAGAAGAAGUGCCCCGGUGAUACACUAAAGAAGCCCUCCUGGGACAUGGGUACUCUUCCCCAAAUAACGAAAAAUCUGUACGUGCCCCAUGCCAACAUUCGAAGUCGCACUCCAGACGAAGUGACGCAGUACCACAUCGGUAAGGAGAUCACAGUCAAGGGGAACAACACUCCCUACCCCAUUCAAGCUUUUGAAGAAAGUAAUUUCCCGGAUUACGUGAUGCAAGAGAUUCACAAGCAGGGAUUCCAGGAGCCAACAGCAAUUCAAGCUCAAGGUUGGCCCAUAGCCCUGAGUGGCCGGGACAUGGUGGGUAUCGCUCAGACAGGCUCCGGAAAGACUCUAGCCUACAUCCUCCCAGCAACUGUUCACAUAAACCACCAACCCCGCCUGACUCGUGGUGAGGGUCCAAUCGUUCUGGUCUUGGCCCCCACUCGAGAGCUUGCCCAGCAAAUUCAAAGUGUAGCACGUGAUUUUGGUACAACCUCUCACAUUCGCAACACCUGCAUCUUCGGCGGUUCCCCAAAAGGUCCCCAAGCACGUGAUCUCGAACGCGGAGUCGAGAUCUGCAUCGCAACACCAGGAAGGUUAAUCGAUUUCCUCGAGAAAGGGACGACAAACUUGCGCAGAUGUACUUAUUUGGUAUUGGACGAGGCAGAUCGCAUGCUAGAUAUGGGUUUUGAGCCCCAAAUAAGAAAGAUAAUCGAGCAAAUUCGCCCAGAUCGUCAAGUCCUCAUGUGGUCAGCAACAUGGCCAAAAGAAGUGCAGGCACUUGCCGAGGAUUUCCUCAACGAUUACAUCCAGAUAAACAUUGGAUCCCUCACUCUUGCUGCCAAUCACAACAUUCGUCAGAUUGUCGAGAUCUGCCAGGAGCACGAGAAGGAGUCCAAAUUGGCUGGUUUGCUCCGUGAGAUUGGUUGUGAACGGGGCAACAAGACUAUCAUAUUCGUCGAGACCAAGAAGAAGGUGGAUGACAUAACGAAGGCGAUAAAACGCGAGGGAUGGUCGGCCAUCGCUAUUCACGGUGACAAAUCUCAGCCUGAGCGUGAUUUUGUUUUGUCUGAAUUUAGAAAUGGAAAGACAUCGAUUCUCGUUGCAACUGAUGUGGCAGCCCGUGGCCUGGAUGUUGAGGAUGUUAAAUACGUCGUUAACUUCGAUUAUCCCAACAGCUCAGAGGACUACAUCCACAGGAUUGGAAGGACUGGGCGUUGCCAGGCGGCUGGUACGGCUUAUGCCUAUUUUACACCGAACAAUGCACGUCAAGCUAAGGAACUGAUUUCUGUUCUCGAAGAGGCUGGUCAGGUUAUCAACCCUCAGUUGGCUGAUUUGGCAAAUUCUCAGAGGGGCAACUUCGGCAAAGGACGUCAACGCUGGAACACAGCUCGUCCCUCCAAUAAGGAAAACAGCGCGAGUCCAAGAAGCAAUUCAAGUCCAACUGGCAAUACAUGGCAUAAUAAUCACGGCAAUAAUUAUCCGCAUCAUCAGCAAAAUGGACAAGAUAGACAGAUGAUGCCCAGACAGCAUGGCUAUGUACCGAGGAAUGUUCAAGGAUAUCAGAACAAUUAUCAGGGACGACAAAAUAGUGGAUACCAUCAGAAUGGCUAUCAAAAUGGAAACAACUCCAAUUAUCAGGGCAACCAGGGACAGCAGAGGUACCCAAAUCGUCCCAAUGGAUAUCAGGGAAGUCGUAUGAACUCAGCACCUAGGCAGAAUGGAUAUCCAACGCCUGGCAAUCAGAAUGGACAGGGGCUUUACUCAAUGCCACCACCGUUUAUCAUGCCCUCUGGUGGGCAUGCUGAUUCUGGAAUUCAGAGUAUUGUUAACAACAAAUUCUUCCAGACUAACAGACCACCACCAACUGCCAAUGCAUGUGCUUAUCAGUCCAUGAGCUAUGGACAAUUCCAGGCUGUUCCACCUUAUGGAUAUCCUUAUCCACCAACACCUGUUCAACAGUGAGAUCAUCUUGAUGUCGAGGUAAAUUAAUAAUGAAUCCGGGUUCUGGGUCUUUUUUUUUCGUUCUCCGAUGGGGAGAUUAAAUUUCAAGGUAUUGAUAUCGUAUAUGUGUAAUCGUAUUAACAAAUUUCACGUUAAAAAAUAUUAUUCGUGGAAAUUGAAGAAUUUUUUUUUUCAAUCUUCGUUAGUGGAUUGAUGUAAUAACUCCACAUUUUUUUUUUUUGUUUCGUCCAGUAAUUCGUAGGAAUUAUCAGUUAAUUUUAUUUUUCAUCGUUAUUCUGGUUCAAUUUUUCUUUUUGCUAUUUUAUCUGGAAUGAUGCGAGAUAUUGGCGAAAUUUAUCAUCGAUUUUCUUAGGUUAGAUGAUGGUAAAUUGCACAGAAUAUUUCUCGAGUACAAUUUCAUGAUUAAUUCUGCUGGAGAGGGUUUCAUAAAUGAGGGGGAAAAGUGAUCAAUAAUGCGCCAAUAAUUUGAGGCACAUUCCAGUCGAGUCUUUAACUUAGAUAAUAGCUCGAUGAAAAUAGCAAGUGGUAUAAUGAAGCAUAUAUUGAUAAUUGAAAAUGAUAAAACACGAGAAGAUAAAAUAAUUAUCAAUUUAAAUAUGGCCACGAGUAUAAUUGUAAUGUUGGUCAGAUUAAAAAAAACAACAAUUUACAUUUAAUGCUAAUUGAAUAGUAAUCUCUUUGCAAAAUAAUCAUUAUGUACAACUAUCUGUAUGCUUUUCUGAAAUGCACGAAACGUAUAGAAGGGGGGUGGGUUAGGAUAAUUCAUAAUUUAUAAUUUAAUUUAAAGGGAAAAUGAGAAAACAAAUUUAAGAAAGAAUAAUUGAUGGAGAAGACACAUUUUGCGUGGAUAAAGGGAAAAAAACACUGCUAAAGAUGCUCUACGAAAGAAGUAGGCAAUUUAAAAAAUUAAAUUAAAAAAAAACGUUAAGGCCUUUUGCAUAAAAAAGUAAGUAAAGAGCCCAUUGCGCCCAAAGAUGUCAAAACAGAAUUUAAAAUCCAAGCCAAACAGUUGGAAAAAAAUUUGUUGGUUAAUUGCGACGAGACUGGAUGUGUCUCGAUAAUUACCAAAAUAAACGAAAAAAAGAACCAUGAAAUGACUAAUUAAAAUUUCAAUAAAUGGGUUUCAAAUGGGCGCAUAGUCCGCAUGGCUGUGCAAACUAAUAGCAAAGCUCGGUACCUUAUUUUUGUAUGAAGUUAAAAUGAUAAAAAAAAAGUUGUCACAAGGUGAAGAAACUAAAAUAAUUUGUUGUUAGACCAACAAAUUGCGAAAAAAAUAAUAAAAAAAAACAUGAAAAUGUUAUAUUUUAUGCAACUGGCCACCGGGUGGCCCUCACAAAAUGCAGGCACGUGCAUCGAGUGGGCCGUAAAUAUUUAAUAUUAAUGAUGAAAAACAAAUCUAAAGUCCCCUAAUUGUACCUGUUUUUAGUUCUCCUUCUUUCUCAAAUUCGUCUAAAUUAAUCUAUAAUCUCAUCCCAUAAUACUUUAUUCUCUUUCAUUCGUGUGAUAGUUUACUCGAGUACAACUCCUAGGUUGUCAAUGUUUAUUUUCAUUUUUAAUGUGCUAUCGUUAGAAACGAACCGAUAGGAGGAGAAAUGUGAAGAUUAUUGUCCAAUCCGUGUUUAACCAUGAAACUAGGCCUUUCGGCGCAAUCUAUGAAAAUAAAUAAUCCGGCACUGAGAAAACAUUUUUUUUCCCAGAUAUUUAUUGAGUUUCGAUAACUAUUGAUUUCAUUCUGGCAAUUAUUUUGUUCUAGAAAAUGAUCUCAUUAGCUAUGUUUUUGAUUGACUUCACUCAGUAAUUAUAAACAUUGCAAAGUUCAUUGUAACUUUUUCCUUUAGAAAAGAAAAUUGGAAAAAAGUGGUUAAUGUUUAUGUGAGGAACUCAUUAGAGCUUGUCUCAAUAUCGUCAUUCUCCAGAGCAGUAUUUGUUGCCCUAAUGGGAAUCUGGUCACGUAUCCAGGCAUGGCCCGAUUGGAAAAUAUUCAAAAAUACUCCUAUCGAAUAGAUAAAUAUUUGAAAUUAAUGAUAUUUUUUCUCAGUGCGCAUUUUAUGUUUUUUUUUCCCAGUCUCAAACGACUCGUGUUAGUAAUGGGCAGUUUUUUUCACAGAUCUUUUUUUUUUCUCAUUUGAGGUACAGAAAGAUUAGCUGUUUUGGCUAUUGAGCGGCCGGGCGCUGCGCUUUAAUUUAAUAUUUAAUAACAAAUGAGAGAGAAGAGGGAAAAAAAAUACAACCACAAAAUAAAUGAUAACAAAUGCCUUAUCAUAACGAGGAUCUCCGAGACCAACUGUAUUAACUAAUGUUUUUUUUUGCAUGUGUAUAUUUUCUGCGGUCCUCCACAAUCCACGUCUCACGUCUGAUCGAGCUUCUCUAUUUCAAAAUAAAUUGAAUUUAAAAAUUUGACAAAACAGUAAUUAUAACGUAUUAAUUAAAAUCAAUGGAAAACGCACACGUUUUAAUCUCAGGUAAAAAAAAUGUGAGAACAGAUAACACCGGAAAUGAUUUUCUAAUUUUGUCACCUAAUGGUUAAUCAUUAAUUUUUUCGCGCGAAGUUCAAUCGACGGACGAUGAGAAUUUUUUCAUUGAUUAUUAUUAUUAUUUUAAUUUCACUGAAUAAUGAUGAAAAACACGUUCAGGAGAGUGUGAAGGAGAGUGGAAACUGAGGGUUUGAGGAAAGCUGGAGGCUCCCGUACAUUAGCGUAUGCCUUUCGUCGUCUUAAUUAACUUUAAUUAAUUAAUAACAACGGAGGGUAAACGCGUAGUUCUGUGAUAUGUAAAAUGUAGCGCAUAGAAAAAAAACACUGAGAGAUAACUACAAUAAAAGAAGAAAAACGAAGUUGGAGAAAAAUAAGAAAUUUUAAAUUCUAGUGCGCGACAUUGGAUUUAAAAAUAGGGGGAAAAGUGGGAAAAAAAACUUAUCUCGCCUCAUUUUUAUAUAUGUGGUAUACCAUAUCAUGUUUAAAACAAAAUAAAGAGUCGAUGAAUUGUGCUCCAUCGUACAUGGGACUUGAAAAAAAAAUUAAUAAAUAAAAAGCCAUUAAAUAAACAAGCAUUAAUAAAUUGAAAUGAGAGAACGGCAGUUUUGUGAGUCUCCCAACUGAUUGGUCCAAUUGAGGAAAAAAAAUAUGAAGGGGAUUUUUUAUGGUUGAAUUAUUCAAAUGAAUCAAUUAAUUUACAAUGAAAAUAAUUAAAUGAAUGAAAUAAAUAAAAUGUAGUGGACAAAAAAUUAUGAAUAAACGGGGCAACGACGAGAUCUCUGCUAACUGAUACUCUUUACUGUGAAAAUAAAAAAAACUAAAACUCCGACUGUUAGGUAGAUAUUGUUAGGACAUAGUUGAAUUAUUUUUUUGAGAAAAUGAAAAAAUAAUGUGAAAAACUUAUUGAAUACAGUGAUUGAUGAGAGAAAUGGCAUUUGUUAGAUGCUAAUUGCCAAUUUAUUAGGGCUUUUCAACUCUAACAAAUUCACAUCAGACACUACUUUCAUCUCCAAGGACACACAACGCACAUUUGAACAAAAUAGAAAGCAGGAGAAAUUUAAUUAAUGGAGUAAACGAAUUUUUUAAUGUGAAAAUUAGAAAUGAAUAAAACGUGUCGCCAAUUGAUGAGAAAGAUAGGCGUGCUUUUUAUCAAUCGAGAAUUGCCAUUUAUGUAAAUAAAUAACGUAUAUAUACAUAAACAAUAUUAUCAAUAGGGAGUUUUGUUGAAGAGUGUUUAAAUGCCAAUGCAUAUUUUCCUUUUUAAUCACGAGAAUCAAAAGAUUGAAAAUUCCCCAGAGAAUUAGGAAAAUGUGACCAACAGUUUUAUUUUUCAAUUUACUUAAUUGUCUCGUGAAUGACUAGGUUUAGGGGAAAAUUUCAUAUGCCAGUUUGUUCUGAAUAUUAAUAGCUCUACAAAAAGUAUCUUGCGACAUUAUUUACUAACGUUAACAGUUUUCGAGACAAUUACAGAAUUAAUAAAUAUUUCUCUUUUCUGUGGAAUUAAAAGCUCGAAAUACUUUCACUCUUAUUCUGUCUCAGAUUAAAACAUUUUCUUUUAUUCUCAUCAUUGAAUUGCACCCUCCUGAAAUCACAAAAAAAACGUCGUCACGCCACUCAGAAAUAAUUAAAAGCGGUAUUCAAAUGAGUUAGGAGAGAAAGAAAAACAUUUUUUUUAGAUUAAUUAAAACAAAAUGUCUAAAAACGAGGUAAAAUGAACUUCUAGUACCUUGAUUAUAACUGAGCGCUGUGAUAUUGCGUACUAAAACGUGUCUUUUUUUUUCUUUUUCUUAUUCAUUGUAAAUCGUCAAUGUGCAUACAGUAAAUGUUAAAACAAUCUCCUUUUUAUACAAGACUGAUCUUUCGCCAAUUUAUACAGGAGUACGAGAAAAAAAAAUAAUGAAAGAAUAAACGUUUCAUGUGUAUUUGGAAUUUUUGUCGGAUCAAACCGAGGGAAAAACAAACGUUUAUUUAUUUCGUAAUGCGUUAAAAUGUCGAUAAAACGAUAAUAACACAUUUUGUAUAUUCAUUGAUUGUGCUGAAAGAUAUAUUUUAUAUUGAAUCGUACUAAAAUGCCGUCCAAUGAGUGGGAACGGCUAAUUCCCAGUUGCGUUAAUUCGGUAUUUAUUUUUCUUUCAUUAAAUCAUUAUAAAAUCGGAGUAAAACGGGAAAACUUCAAUUUGCACACUCUGUUAAAUUAAAUUAACGAGAACCUCCUAAGAACGAGUGGAUUUAGAGAAACAUGUGGUUAGAAAUUUUUUCAUGUGAAAUUUAAUCCUUAAAAAAAAUAUCUUCUCACGUUUUCUGCUAAAACCACUCGUUGCCGGAGUAAAUCGACAAAUAAUGAAAAUUCCAAAAUUGACUUUCUACGUUUUCCAGUAUUUUUCAAAUAGAGUGAUGUGAAAAUUUUGGAAAAAAAAUAAAUAAACGUGAUAGUUUAGUGUGAUGAACACCUACCUUUCUCGAGAAUGUGACACGCCAGCUAAUUGUUAAUAAACAAUUAAGAUUAUAAUUAGUAGAAAUGUUGAUCAAGAGGCGUUUUACACAUUUCAUUAAUUCAGAUACACGAUUUUUUUGACAACGCAUUUAUUGACGAAAAAAAUAACCUAGAGUCUAGUCAAAAUCAUAAAUACGGACUGCUUUAUCACUGACACGGGGUAGACGAAUCAGAAGUGACUGUUCGUUUAUCAAGGGGAAGAGAAUAAUCUUCUUACACAGUGAUAUCGUAGGAAAAAUAAUGGGAGAAAAUAUAAUUGGGCGAAGUUAGCAGGCUUGUAUAAGUUUUAUAUUUGAUACACUAGUUUGUAAUGUUAACUGAAUCUAUUGAAAAGUGAAAAACAUAUUGAUGAAAAAAUAAGAGAGUACCAAGAAGCCGUUCCCUGGUCGUUAGCCGAGUGUUUAUUCCAAUUGAAUAGUUUUUACAGUUGAUAUGAGAAAAUAAUUAACAUUUAAAAAAUGGGGAUAAAGUGGGUGGGGAGGGGGGGGAGGGGUGGAGUUAAUGAAAAUUAAUGAAACAUAGAAAAAAAUCGUAUUUAUUUUCUGACCAUGACAUUAUUUGGGAGAAUUUAAUUAAAAUGAUUAAUAACAGUGAUAGUAAAUAUCAUGCUGCUCCAAUAUUUCACUCGAGAAAUGAUGAAAAAUAAAUGAUCAGUAAUUAAAGUUAAUAGAAAGUCCUGAAAAAUGUGAUGGAGGAGCAACCCCUUAAGUAGUCUCGUUAACGCCUUCUGUCUUGAAAAAAGUUUUUUAAUUUUUUUUUUUGUUCGAGGUAAAAAGACAGCAGAAAAAUUUAUGUAUGAUUAAAUGAAAUAAAAGGGAGACAAACUCGUUAAUUACGACAAGGCCCCAGGAAUGUGAAGAGGAAUAAUGUUUAAUUGAUGAUAAAUAUGGUGAAUAAUUACUUGAUUUAAACAUGGAGGAAAAUUUUUAUGUGAAUAUGUAACUGGAAAUAAGUAAUUUUCAAAAUGGGUAAAUUACUGCUCUACAUUCAGAUUCUCUUCUGUAGGUUUCACUAAAGUGCAUUUCUUGUAUGUUAUACAGUAUUAUGAAUAGAGAAUAAAAUAAAGAAAAAUCAUAUUGCACCUUUA